GUUCGGAACAUUGAGGGGAAACACUUGUGUCUUCUUCCUUCCCGCCUUCUUCAUCGACGGUCAUGUCUUUAGCAGAGUCGGCGUCCAUUAUCGAUGGCGCUUUUCAAGACAUACCCGUAAUCGAUCUUUCCCGUGCAGCGAGUCCGGAUGAGAACGAGAGGAAAGCGCUUGCGUAUCAGAUACGCGAUGCAUGUAUGAAUGUAGGGUUUUUCUAUGUCAAGAACCAUGGGAUACCACAGGAAUGUAUAGACAAUGUCCUUGAAGCCAACAAAGAGUACUUCAAGCUUCCAACGGAGGAAAAGCUGAAGCUCAACCACAAGAUCGUCGCCAACUUCAAAGGGUACACACCACUACUCGAUGCCAAUAUUGAACCCGGGAACAGCGGCGACCUGCACGAGGCGUUCCAAAUCGGUUGGGAGGAGCUCGAGGCAAGGGCCCAUGAUGAGAAGCGUGCAAAUGAUGGUGCCAUGGCGGGCGCUAAUGUUUGGCCCGAACAUCCUGAAAAGUAUAGAGAAGGCAUGUUGAAAUACUACCAUGCGGCAGUAGCUGUGGGAAGGAUACUUUUCCCACUGUUUGCACUAUCUUUGGAUUUGCCAGAGAGAUAUUUUGAUGACAAGACGAAGAACUCGGCUGCCAUUAUGAACGCAUUGCACUACCCCCCACAGACAGGUCUUGCAGACGACCGUAUCGUCGGCAUCGGUGCCCACACGGACUUUGAGUGUUUCACGAUACUCUGGCAACAGCCAGGAAUUCAAGCGCUGCAGGUGCUGAAUUCCCAGAAGCAGUGGAUCAAAGCCCCACCCAUUGACGGAACACUGGUCAUUAACCUGGGUGACCAAUUCGCUAGGUGGACAAAUGAUAUUUUCAAGUCUACGGUCCACAGGGCUGUCAAUAGGAAUGGCGUUGACCGUUAUUCUAUCCCCCUAUUCUUUGGCACUGAUUAUGAUGUUAACAUCGAGCCUAUUGCAAGUUGUGUAUCUGCUGAGCGACCCGCGAGGUAUGGGCCCGUAUCAGCCGGAGAAUAUGUCAAUCAGCGCUUGAAGGAAAUGUAUUAUUAAACGAUCUGAACUUGUAACUAUAUCAAUGUCUCAGCACUUAGUCUCAUAUGAGCACAGAUGAUGAGGGUUAAGCAC
Suillus fuscotomentosus is the source of this 1133-nucleotide messenger RNA. RefSeq names its product 2OG-Fe(II) oxygenase. The record is from RefSeq and is a predicted model, not a curated record. Gene Ontology annotation, molecular function: dioxygenase activity. NCBI's taxonomy places the organism in Eukaryota, Fungi, Basidiomycota, Agaricomycetes, Boletales, Suillaceae. The transcript has 11 exons. Bases 63 to 1058 code for a protein of 331 amino acids.